AUGGAUAAUUCUUCUAUCAGGACAUCUGGAUUGGUUCAUAGACCUAUUGUUUUAUUUUUUUUAAAUAGGCUAAGUGAAUUUAUUUUGGUGGGGGAAUAAGAUUUGAAUGAAUCUCCCUUAUAUUUUAUUGUGCUGGUUCUUUUUUAGGAUGGUUGGUGUUAAAUAAUUCAGUAAAUAGAGCGUAUUUUGAGUUUGCAAAGGUUUGCUGGUAUUGAUAUAUAAUAAAUUAAUUUUUAUUCGUUUUUAUUAAUGGGUUGGUUAGGAUCGCUAGUAGUGAUAAUUUUAAUCUGUAUAGUGGGGAUAGUUUGGUACUUUGUGCAUUUGAUAGCAUAAGUAAGAAAUGAUAGCAUUAUUAAUAGGGAUUUACAGUGCAAUAUAAAGAUGAAUAAGACUUUGUGAGUGAUCAACUUAGAGGACUCUUAGGAGUGGAUGAUAUUUAGCCUAGUUCUUACAGGCCAACAGUAGAACCAUAAUAUUUAUCAGGAAUUGUGGAUUUAAUAGAAACAUCAAUAGGUGGAUUGUGGCUUGCACAAUUUUUAUAUAUGAUUCUACUCUUAUUUCUAUUUUUUUUGGUUGUGGAUAUUUGGUUUAUCGACUAUCCAUUCUCAUUUAUGUUCAAUGCAAUUUUAGGCGCUAUGACUGUGAUGUUAUUUGCAUAUUAUGUGACUUCGACAAAUAGUAAAUCGUUGACAAGAGCUUUGAUAUAAGUAUAAAUAUGUAGCAAAUAUAAAGUCACAAUUUUCGAAGGAGGAGAGCUUCGGGUACAUGUACUAAAGCGGGUUUGCAAUAGUGAGUCUAUUGUUUAGUUUACUAUUUGGCAUGUACGUCCUAAUGUAUUACUUCAAUGUGGCUGUUUGGGGUGGAGACAUGAAGAAAGAAGAAUAUGAGAAGGUAUCAAUAUUGAUGAUUGGAUUCUUGAUGGGAAUGAUACUGGGAGGAUUCAUUUAUAGAGAAGGUAUAUCUAUGAUGUGCAGAUCAAUGAAGACUGCUUCAUUCGGUUUGAUAAGAGCUGACUUAAAUUUGAGUGUUGGCAACAACAAUAUCUCACAAUUGACUAGAUUAGCAUACAUGGUAUCUUAAUAAGCAGGAAAUGCAAUUGUGAACUUCUUAGACACAGGGUUUGUCCUGGUUUUCUUGUGUUGUGCUGUUUCAUAAAUCGUAAUCAAUAGUCCUGAAGUAUUGGAUAGCAAAAACAGAAGUGCUUUUAUUUUGGGACCAAUCUAUUUGGUCUGUAUUGGAUAUUUGGGAUCCAUUGUAUGUUAUUUUUUAAAAACAAUGUGUGCAGACCAGGAGACUGGGUCAUUUGCUGCACUCAAUGUGAGAUGGUAAGUCAUUAUAGCUGCUUUGAUUUCAUUCAUAAUUCAUGUUUCAUUCCCUUUUUCAUUUCUUAUCGAUGAGUUUACACUCAAAGGGGAAAACACAAAGGAUAUUGAUUUUGAAGGUAAAUCAAAUAUGCAUGCGUGUUGGUGUUAUUUGUUAGGAUUGAUAUUUAAUGUCCUUCAUAUCAGUUUGUUUGAAUGGUAUACAUCUCAUGGCUGCCCUAAUGUCAGAAAUAUGGUAAAUUAUUAUGAUCAAAUAGGGAUUAGCAACAAGUGAUCGUAUAUUGCCAAUGAAUUUGAUCUACUCAAAUUAUUUGGGAGAUUUAUUUUCUGCUAUUCCAACUGUCUUGAUGUUCCUAUUGAUAUCAAUAGUCUAUUCAAUAGAAGGAUUUGCUGGAAUGCUAUUUGCAGCUUCUGGUUACAUCUCUUUAUUUAUCAUCUACGGAGUCAUAUUCUUCAUUGGUUGCAAUUCCUCCGAUUCUUAUAAAUUAACAUGUUUUGCUCACUUCAUAUCAGAUGUGUAGGGCAAAAUCUUUUAGAUCUAUUGGGAGGCCAAGAAUUACAUGGUUUUCCUUAAAGCCACUAAUGCAGGUACAGCAUUCCUUGUAUGCAUUGGAAUUAUUGGUGCUCAACUCUAUUAAUAUCCAACUGCCUUGAAUUCAUUGUUUGUAAAGAAUGAAGGAUUUUUGGGAUUGUUCAUAGGUUUCAGUAUAAUGUUUGUGUGUAGAGGCAUCAACAUUUGGGGAAUUAUUAAUGUUGCAAAAAGCUAUGUAAUUGAUAAAUUUAUAAAUAGUUUAUUUUCUAACCAUCUGAGGAGGCAGAAGGAAAACUCAAUUAUUUGAAAGAUAUAAGAAUUAUUGAAUUCACUAAGUUCAAGUACACUCACAGUAUGUUGUAUGUUGCAUAUAAUGUUUUGUUCGUCACAAUAAUGAUAUUGAUGUUUGGAUCGAUUCUGGGACAUGCUGGAAGUGUGGCCAUGAUGAUCGGGGCUUGCAUUGCCACAUUCCUGAUUCAAUAUACUGGACUGAUCAAGGGCACGACUCUGGAAAACUCAAGGGUGUACAAUGAAAGUAUGAGAUUCAAUUGAGUUUGUAGUUCAGGAUAAUAGAAAGGAUCAUCACUAUUUGAUGUAUGUUUCUGGAGACACUUAUGCUUGUGCCACUGAGGAGAGUAACGCUUGUCCCUUGAUUCCGUACCUGAUUUACAGUUUCUGUUUACUAAUUUCAUGCCAAAAACAUUUCGCAAAAGCAGAGAAAUGAAAUGAUAUAUUUGAAAAUACAUCAAUAUA
Molecule: messenger RNA, 2607 nt
Organism: Paramecium octaurelia
Lineage: Eukaryota; Ciliophora; Oligohymenophorea; Peniculida; Parameciidae
Source: the annotation of a GenBank genome assembly